GUCCGGUGGACUCCUUCACUCGACAACUCUAGCAUCGUGCAAUGAAGCUUCGACAACUUGCUGCGUCGCUCACCAUGGGGGUCAUGGGCUUUGCGUCCUCGAGCUCCGAGGCGGCGACAUGCACUGCAUCGGCGCUUUCGAUCCUCCCGUCAACCUACAACCUUGAUGUAUGCGUGAGCAACAACCUGUACUCAGUACUUCUGGCACUCGCAGCUUCGUCCAGCACCUGCUCGCUCACGGAUCUUCUUGCGUUGGAGUCGGACACGCAGAUUCUGAAUCUCGUUUCACUAAUCGAAGAUAUCGUGGCAUCUCCGAGCAGCAUGUCGAGUCUCGUAUACGCGUACAUGGCCGACACGUCCUCGUCCGACAUGAACAACUUCUGUACAACACUCAACACGGUCAUUUCACCGUGUCUACUGAGCUUGUUGCCGACAUUGCUUCCAAUAUUUGAGUCCGACACGACGUGCUGUUCGGAAGUCAGCGAUUUGAUCGAUCUGGUGGACUUUUUUGUGCCACCUAAUGUGACCACCAACUCUUUCAUUCUUAACGAGCUUGUUAACGGAGUGAAUCAAUUCUUCUGUUCCAAUAUCGGUGACUCCACUUGUGGCUACAACAUGUUCUCUCAAUUGACCUCAACGUACACUUCUUCGAGCUUCACAUUGCUGGAAUCUGUGAUUAUGCCGUUCGUGACGAUUCCAUCGGGUGAAGAGUGUACCGCUAUGAAGGGUGAAUCGUACACCGACAUAGCUUCGCUAACGUCAGCGUCAACCAUCCACUACUCGUGCUGCAUCGACCAUAUGCGUCCACUUAUCCAGUCCAUCCAAGACGGCUUCGAGUACUUUUUCGACGACACUACAGUGAAUAUCCUAAACGGCAUGAUCGAGUUUUCAGCUAGUGGUGGUAAGUUCGUGGACUCUGUGCCAGGAACUGCGUCCUGUACCUGGACAGACACGUGCUCAGACCCGUCAUACCUCAUCGCACAGCAGACAGCAUCUCGAAUGCCUGGAACCAACGAUCCCGGUAAGAACGACAUCGAAGAUAUUAGCUGUACUAUGGUGGACAAGUGCAAUUCCGCUGGAACAGUGUGUAGCAGCGUCUGCGAGAAAGGAACGGCAUCCAUUUCGUCAUGGCUCAACCUAACGCUCUCGUAUCAACGCAAUCUGGCUUUCAGUGGAAAACUGUGUUAUACACAGAUCCCGUCAACGCACAAUAGUGCCAUCACUUUGGCCGACGGAUACGGCAACCGUGACCAGCUCUUCAACGCGAACUUGAACUCAGACAAGUCGUACUCGUACCUCAAAACGAACAACCAAGUUCUCAGUCUGACGGACCAAUUGGGUAUCGGUAUACGGUGGAUCGAAAUUGAUACACACUAUUUCCUAGACGAUUUCCACACAGGUCACUGCGGUAACCUCGGCUCAAACUCGAUUGAAACAUUCUUUGACGCAUUCGGUAGUCAAUUGUCCAAGUACGGCACGAUUCUGUGGGGUCCGGAGCUUCUAGGCUGCUUUCCCUCGAUCUCGGGUAUUAAGACUACCGAUGAAGUUACUACACGUAGUUCGAUGCAGGAGGUGAGGGAUUGGCUCGAAGCCAACCCAACAGAGUUCGUGGUGAUCUACAUGGAUACAGGCUCCGAUAUUUCUCGGUUAAACAAUCAGCUCUCAAGACUUUGGCGUCGGAUUCCUGGAGGCAGCAUCAACGAGUUUAUCGACGCUGGGUAUCGGGUGCUGCUUCUCGCGAACGAAGACACUGGACUCGCUUACAGUCUGUAUGAUUUCUGUGGCGGCCAUGAAGUCCUCACAACCGAGUACAUUGACACGUUACCGGACAGUUCUCGUAAGAUCGGUGGACUGGAGAUCUAUGGCAGUGAUUACUUUUUGCGAUCGUAUCAAGCUGAACUGCGCUACAUCUCCCUCUCCGACGAAGUAGUACUUACCGAGGAGUUUGAGACGUUCUUGAACUCUAGCAACAUUGGCAACUUCGUGCGAUGGAACAUGAACCUGGUGGCUACAGACAUGGUCGAUGGGGCAAAGAUGAGAGCUCAGGCGUGGUCCUGGGCGGAGAACGAACCCAGCGUCACCACGUCAGACGCAUAUGUACUUAUGAACACUAAUGGACGCUGGGUUGCAAGCACCUCAGCCACGAAGACGUAUAAAGCGUGCUGGAGCAGUUCAAGUCUGGCGUGGUCUAUUAUCGACUAUGCCGGAUCCUGUGGAAGUGGAUACACGUACAUGGCUCCGGCUGAUCCGUACCAGAACUAUCUGCUCAUGACGGCUAUCUCGACCAAAGGCAUCACCACCACAUCCGUCGUGAUUAACGCUACUCUGUCGUAA
This is a messenger RNA of Phytophthora nicotianae INRA-310, 2333 nucleotides long. RefSeq lists its product as hypothetical. The record is from RefSeq and is a predicted model, not a curated record. Gene Ontology annotation, molecular function: phosphoric diester hydrolase activity. NCBI's taxonomy places the organism in Eukaryota, Oomycota, Peronosporomycetes, Peronosporales, Peronosporaceae. The transcript has 2 exons. The coding region runs from base 42 to 2333 and encodes 763 amino acids. Gene Ontology annotation, biological process: lipid metabolic process.